AUGGAUAUCAGCAGGAACAAGAUCGGAAAUAUAACCACCGGAACUACCAGUGGCGGAACUUUCGUUUCUAGAUUUCUUAAGGAAAUCACAUCAAAAAAAGGAAGCCGAGAAGAAGAAUUAGAAUUACAACAAAGUGAUUCGAACGCAUCAGAUUAUGAAAUUUUUGAAGUAAAUAAAUACGAAUGGAAAAAUGUGGAUGGAAAGAAACGGUCAGCCGAUGAAGCCUCUCCCCUCAUCCCUCCCACCAAUCUUCGAGAUCGUACUCCCCCUCCCCAUCAGGCACAAGUUCAGCUUAAUAGCGAGAAUGACGAUGACUUACAUGAUCAAGAUGAGAACGAGAAUGCAUCAACCGAGGUUCAAGAACUCAUGCAAAGAUGGAAGAUGUAG
Molecule: messenger RNA, 387 nt
Organism: Acaulospora colombiana
Lineage: Eukaryota; Fungi; Glomeromycota; Glomeromycetes; Diversisporales; Acaulosporaceae
Source: the annotation of a GenBank genome assembly